CCAUGUGCUAUUCUCAUUCCACGGCGGCAGAAAAAAAAUAGCCAUGACACCGAUGGCCUCAGCAAAACUCUAGAACAAAGCCUCCCCUUUCCUGUCUCUCUUCCCCUCUCCGUCUCUCGCGCCCACAGCCGCACUAUUCCACUGUGCCCGCUGGUCCGCAAGAUGCGUUGCGCGCUUCAUCUCAAGAACAUUGGGGUUGGCCCUCCUUCCAUGCUUGCGUAUAUGCUGGCCUUGUCUGAAACCGCUAGCCAAGUCAUGGAUGCCAUGGCAUAUGUUUGUACCUACACUACUUUUACCCUUGCAUGCACGUGCAUUCUCUCCCGCCUGGUAGAUGCUGUCUGGUCUUUGUAUCUAGCUUCUCUCCUGUCGAUACAUAAUGUCACCAACCAUUCCCCCUUUCCCUACCUGGUUUUUAUUUUCUCCUCUUGA
Messenger RNA from Periconia digitata, 429 nucleotides. The record is from the annotation of a GenBank genome assembly. NCBI's taxonomy places the organism in Eukaryota, Fungi, Ascomycota, Dothideomycetes, Pleosporales, Periconiaceae.